CACGAUUACCGUCCCCGGCACGUUUGCUCUUCCCGACGCUCGUUUCAAACAUGUUCAUCUUGACAUAGUUGGACCCUUACCUCCAUCCAACGGUUUUGUCUGUUUAUUGACGUGUGUUGAUCAUUAUACUCGUUGGACACUUGCCGUGUCUUUACGUGAUACUUCUACAGAAACUGUGACGCGAACAUUCAUUGAGAAUCGGAUUUCCGUCUUUGGCACGCCAGCCACUAUUGCUACCGAUAGAGGGUCCCAAUUCAAUUCGGCCUCGUUUCGUGACAUGAACCUCUUGCUCGGUUGUUCCCACCUACGGACAACCGCCUAACAUCGAGCUGCUAAUGGCAUCGUUGAACGUUUCCAUCGUCAACUUAAAGCCGCUAUUACUGCUUCACAGUCGAACUCACAAUGGUCAGAACGUCUACCGAUUAUCUUGCUUGGUAUUCGUAACACACUUUAAAGAAGACAUUGGCUGUUGUCUCGCUGAGUUGGUCUUUGGCACUAAUCUCAGAAAUGGUGCUAGACUCAGUGGUUACUGGAGAAUUUGUUCCGACCUCGUACGUCACACGCCUGAGGAAAUACUUCAGUUCAAUUCGUCCAACGCCACCUCGAAUCAAUCCUCGGAGCCAACAGGUACACCCAGAUUCGCACACUUGCUCCUUCGUUCUCGUGUGCGUCGAUUCCGUCCGUAAACCUCUGACACCGCCUUACGAGGACCC
This is a messenger RNA of Dicrocoelium dendriticum, 713 nucleotides long. The record is from the annotation of a GenBank genome assembly. NCBI's taxonomy places the organism in Eukaryota, Metazoa, Platyhelminthes, Trematoda, Plagiorchiida, Dicrocoeliidae.